AUGCAUUACAUAGAGUAAUUAAAUCUACUGAAUCCCAUAAUUAAAGAGUGCUUGAGCAGUAAGCAAAAGAAUGGCAAGAUAAUUAAGAUAAAAUGGAAAUAGAAAGUGCCUCUAUACAAAAUACCUAAAAACAAUAAAAAAAGCUACAUAGAGGAGCUCUUCUCCCGAGUGGAAGCCAUUUAAAUUGGAAAGAUUAAAUAAAUGAAAUUCUCAAAUGAUAAUAAAAAAUUUUUUUAAUUGUAUGAAACCUACCAUCCAUAAUACUAUAUUAAAUGUAUAUAAUAACUAUAAAAAUUUCCUUUAAUUGAUAUAAAUAAAUCUUUGAUUCAAAAAAGUUUACAAUUUAAUAAAUCUUAAAUACUAAACGAGUUUUUAUUCAAUAUAUAUUUUCUGUAGCAAAUGGUAGACAUAAAAUUACUAAAACAAAUACUUUAAGCAAUACACGAUAAGUUUAAUAGCGUAUUUUAAAAGGUUUUGAAAAAAGAUAUAUCAGAUGCUCAAGAGCAGACUGUAUUAGCUAGUAUAGUGUUGAUAUUACAAUAAACAUAGACAUUUGAAAUUAUUUCUAUAGCAAAUGGUACAAAAUCUAUUGGUAAGAAAAAUAUGUCAGAGCUAGGCAAUUUAGUUAAUGACUCCCAUGCUGAAAUUCUAGCAAGAAGAGCUUUUAAAAAAUUUCUCUAUGAUAAUCUAAAUAAUCCUAAAUACUUUUAAAUUAAUGAUAAUAAUAAAUAUGUUUAAAAGUUUAAAGUUUUAUUUUAUACGAGCUAAACUCCUUGCGGAUAGGCUUCAAUAUUUCAAAAUUUAAAUGGCAACAUACUACCAAGUGUUUCUAAUUGUAUCUAGGAUUAAGUAAUUAAUAGUUCAAAUAAUGAAACCUAAACUCCUGAGCAGAAAUAAAAAUUCUUUUAAAACACAGGAGCUAAAUACUACAGCUUCUUGUACGAUGAAAAAUAUCAAGUAGAAAAAGAUUAACAAAAUAAUAUACUUAGAAUAAAACCAGGAAGAAGUGAUUUACCUUAAGAUUCAAGAAGUUAAAGCUUGAGUUGUAGUGAUAAGAUAAUGAUAUGGAAUGUUAUUGGUUUACAAGGAAGUUUACUUUCUGAGCUAUUAGACAGACCAAUCUAUAUUGAUUACUUUUUUAUUGAAAGUGAUGGUAAUGACUUGAAGGAAUUUAAGCAAAAAGUAAGACAAGGUAUUAAUCUUGAAACUAGAUUAAACGAGUAGUUUACAAAUAAACGUCUAAAAGAAAAUGUUUUGAAAUGGAGAAAAAAACCUAUUAGCAAGAAUUACUUCUUUAAAAAUCCUCCAAUAAUUGUAACAAAAAAAUAUUUUUUUAAGCUUAAUAGAAAUCUUAGCUAAAAUAAGCCAAAAUAUUUGGAUUAGCAUAUAGUCUAUUUAAGCGAAUAUAUUGAUAAUAAUGGUGAAAAGAAAGUAGAAUUUACUGAAAUUUUAAAUGGUAGCAGUGGCUUAAAAUGGGGAAUGGGUGAAAAAGGAUCACAAAUCCCAAAAAAUUACCCUGCACUAUGUAAAUAUAACUUGUAUAAAGCAUAUUGCCAAAUAAAACAUAUGAGUAGUAAGAAAAGCUAUUUAGUAAACAAAGAAUAAUCUAUUAAAUAUAAUCUAAUUAAAAGGUAACUGCUAAAGUUGUUUAAGGAAAAUAUAGUCGAUAAAAAAAGAUACGAUAAUUUUUGUAUUGCUGAAUAAUAAUGA
Messenger RNA from Tetrahymena thermophila SB210, 1710 nucleotides. RefSeq names its product tRNA-specific adenosine deaminase, putative. Gene Ontology annotation, biological process: adenosine to inosine editing; RNA processing. The transcript has a single exon. Gene Ontology annotation, cellular component: nucleolus; cytoplasm. Gene Ontology annotation, molecular function: double-stranded RNA binding; double-stranded RNA adenosine deaminase activity; tRNA-specific adenosine deaminase activity. Lineage: Eukaryota; Ciliophora; Oligohymenophorea; Hymenostomatida; Tetrahymenidae. The record is from RefSeq and is a predicted model, not a curated record.